Molecule: messenger RNA, 2982 nt
Organism: Drosophila sulfurigaster albostrigata
Lineage: Eukaryota; Metazoa; Arthropoda; Insecta; Diptera; Drosophilidae
Gene: Brd7-9
Product: bromodomain-containing protein 7
Exons: 4
Coding region: 86-2776 (896 amino acids)
Biological process (GO): regulation of transcription by RNA polymerase II
Cellular component (GO): nucleus
Source: RefSeq, a predicted model, not a curated record
CUCGUUUUGUUUCACCCCAAUUAUUGGCCCAAUUGUCAGCUGUAAAGAGUAGUUAACUUAAACGCCCACACACGCACACGACGACAUGGGCUCAUCCAAGAAGCACAAAAAGAACAAAUCUGAGCGGCGCGAAAAAUAUGAGGAAUAUAGCCAACAUCAAGAUCCCGCACAGUUGCAGCAGCGCGGCCUGAAGUUAAUACUUAAAGUGGGUUCCAAUGCAACGCCCGAGUACACCGCCAAUUCGCCGCUCACCGCACUCGAUGGCCACGGACCGCCAACAGCCGCUGAGGCAAUGAUGUCUGCGGCGCCAAGUAGUCCAGCGGGCGUGCCAGAGGAGCUUCAGUGUGGCGAGCUGGGUCAUCGCGAGCGUCACAAGAAAUCCAAGAAGAAGAAGAAAAAGAAAGAUCGCGAAAAGAAACAUAAACAUCACAAGGAGAAACGCCAUCGUAGUCGUGAUCGACAACACCGUGAACUUUGCUCCGAGGAAAGGCAAGCUGAUGAGCACAACACCUCUGCUGUUUCCGCCGCCGACGACAAUGCGACACGUUGCAGUCCACGCAGUCAGGCGCCAGCAUCAGUGGAUCCUGAUGGCAGUCAGGAUGGUUUUAGCUUUAUGGACGAUGAUCACGAUGAGCAGUCACAGCCACUGCCCGAGAACAUUUUGUAUUACGCUGGUAUUACCACCGACAACUCACCCUCCAAUUGCCCAGUUAGCAAACCCAUUGUACCGCGUAAACUGGACGAGAUUCUGAGUUCGCCGACGUCGUCGUCGAUGGGCAUCACAGCUAGCGCCAGUCCAACAAAACCGUUGCCAGAUUUACUAAUUCCAUCGCCAUCGGGCUCAACAGCGGCAUCCACGCCGGGUGGUGCCGGCUCUCUAAAUGCCUUGACGCCCAAAGCGCUCGAGGCUCCCAAGACGCCGAGCAGCAGCAGCGAAUCAGGGCGAGAGCCUCGUCGUUGUGUGUUGAAGCUCAAGCAACAAAAGUCGCCGUUGAACAAACUAUUGGAGCAUCUGCUGCGCUUCCUGGAGAAACGUGAUCCGCAUCAGUUCUUUGCGUGGCCCGUCACCGAUGAUAUUGCGCCAGGCUAUUCAUCCACCAUCAGCAAGCCCAUGGACUUUCUGACUAUGCGGCAAAAGAUUGAUGAUCACGAGUACGGCGCACUCACCGAAUUCAGCGACGACUUUAAACUGAUUUGUGAGAAUGCCAUGCGCUACAAUCGCGUGGACACUGUGUAUCAUAAGGCAGCCAAGCGACUACUGCAGAUUGGCAUGAAGCAACUGCAGCCGGAGAAUCUGAUACGCACACUGAAACCACUUUCCGGCUACAUUCGCGAGCUGACCGCCAAGGAGCUGGGCUUUGAAAUCAGCAGCAAUGAGCUGGCGGGCUACGAUGCCCACGAUUCGGCGGAUGAGGGCGCCUUGACAGGCGCUGAAGAACCAACGCAGGCACAGCUCGAAGAGGAGGAACGUAAGCGUGUGUUACGCUUGGAAAAUGCACCUAAAACACACUUUGAGCCGUAUGUGGAUGAUUUGACCAGCGAGGAGAUACUCGCCCAAGUGCAGGGCGCCGCAGCGAAGGCCAAACAGCGUAUUAGUGCCAAGCAGCGAGCUCACAAGAUGGGAUUUCUGCGACAACACAAGGAUGGCAGCACCACGCUCAAUUUGCUCAUACGGGAUGAGAACGAGGGACCCGAAAAGGUCGUAACUAUUGGUGAUUUAGUUGGAAAACUACCAACGGGCAGCGGUCAAGUCCAUGGUUUGCACACGGAUCAGCGGAACAAUGUCAAGCCAGUGAAGCCAAUGAACUACGGACCAUUUGCCAGCUUUGCGCCUACCUUUGAUUCGCGUUUCUCUACGCUGAGCGCCGAGGAAACGCAGCUGGUGUUGCGCACCUAUGGCGAUGCCUCCAGUGCCGAAUAUGCCGAGAGCAUUCUUCAGUUUACUAAGGACUCGAGCUAUGGCACCACAAUUGCAAAUGGUUUGCUGGACAUUCUGACGAAUGGGGAGCACAGCAAAUCACUGGAUGAACUCUACAGCAUGCAGCUGCAGAGCUACGAACAGAAGGAGAUCGACAAGUGCUUCACCAAUCAGCAAAAGCAGCGACAAAGCGAACCAUCGACCAGCAACGAGACGAGCGAACAAAUCGAAUUGGAGUAUGAAAAGUACAAGAACACACGACUGGACUUUAAGCGCCUGCGUACGCUCAAGGAUCUGGGCAUUGAUGUGGGUUUCCUUGAUGAAAUGGAAACGGAUAUGAAAAACUUUGAACUCUCGCGCCGCAUGCAGGAACACCUGAGCAAUAACUUAACGCUUAUCGAGAAGCUGCGGGUGAUUCAAAACGAACGAUUAUCGCAGCCGUUGCCUUCGCACCUAGCGCUGGUUCAGCCAGCUGGCCAGGAAGAGACGCAAAUAGCGCAGCAAUUGUCACAGCAGCUAACGGACCUGGCCAAGAAGCUGCCACCCGCAGCCAUUGCCGAUCAAUACGCCUUGCGGAAGGCUAUGGGCAUGUCCUACGCUGGCUUGCCACCACCACCAGCGUCUCCACGCGUACAGCUACCUGAGCUGCUGCAGCAGCCCGUUGCACUGCCACAGCUUCAUCCUGUGGCCAGUAGCAGCAGCAGCCAUGUUCCCAUGGAUAUUGAUGAACCGGAUGUGCACGCUGGCGGCGAUUUGGAGAACGAGCUGCGUGAAUUCCUCGAAAGCGGCUCUGGUAUGCACGCCUCCAAUAAUCCAGUCGAUGACAACAAUAUCGUCGCGCAGCUUCUCCUUAAUUAGAUUCGCACACGCGGAACAAUGUUUAUAACUAAUGCGAGGACGCUAAAUUAUUUUCAUAUAUAUUUAAAUCAGAAUGGCAUUCUCAAUAUUAAAAAGAAAAAAAGAAUCCUUAUCUUAAGUAUAGCAAUAGUCCUUUGAUUGUUAAUAACUUUUCUUGCAGAUCCUACAAUACGGCAAAAAGGAUUUCAAUAAAUUAUAUUUACGAU